CUCAACUAGAUUCUAUUGCUGGACCUCGGCAUGUUCCACUUUGACACUUGCACUCCCCGCGUUUCCACUUACUUGGUUUCCCCAUUUCAUCAUCCACUUCCUUUUGACUUCCUGUUUUCACUCCUCCUGAAAUAACUACUCCGUAACAAUUAAUACUAUCCAACUCCCGCUCUCCCACUCACUUACACAGAGAAAGCCAGACCUACACACCGAAAGAGAAAAUGUCUCAAUCCUUCACCCCCACCGAUGUCGCUGCGCACAAUACCCCGGACAAGGGUCUCUACAUCAUCAUCGACAACACCGUUUUCGAUGUCACCAACUUCGUGGAUGAACACCCUGGUGGCGCGAAGAUUCUGAAGCGCGUGGCAGGCAAGGACGCUACAAAGCAGUUCUGGAAGUAUCACAACGAGGGUGUGCUGAAGAAGUAUACGCCCAAGCUGAAGGUCGGAGAGAUCAAGGAAGCCGCCAAGCUGUGAAACCGAAGCCAACUGCGGAUAACGAUUCGAACCCAUAAUUGUCUCUAAGAUUGUCCUGUUUUUCUUUCCGCGGCUCUUCCCCUUGACCCCCAACGGAGGGUCCGUGUGGUUCCCUAUGUCUCGAUUCCUCGCUUCCGUGAUAGAACAAAAGAAGAGCAUGUACACAUAUACAGACAGAGGAACCGAACUCGUCUGCAGACACUGCAGCAUGUGUUAAUGGACUGUGAGCUAGAGAGAAGGAUGAGGGGGGGAUGAUCAUUUAUAUCAUACUGCCUGGGCUGGCGAUCUUGUGUGUGGAGGUCCCAAUCUUGUUGCUGUGCAUUAUUCGAGCGGGAGGGAUUAUGGUUUUUAUCAGUUCAAUUAUAUUCUUUUCACCCAAAGACGGCAUGUUUGCAUCCA
Molecule: messenger RNA, 875 nt
Organism: Aspergillus aculeatinus CBS 121060
Lineage: Eukaryota; Fungi; Ascomycota; Eurotiomycetes; Eurotiales; Aspergillaceae
Product: cytochrome b5-like heme/steroid binding domain-containing protein
Exons: 2
Coding region: 222-476 (84 amino acids)
Cellular component (GO): membrane; intracellular membrane-bounded organelle
Molecular function (GO): heme binding
Source: RefSeq, a predicted model, not a curated record